Messenger RNA from Serendipita indica DSM 11827, 1476 nucleotides. The record is from the annotation of a GenBank genome assembly. NCBI's taxonomy places the organism in Eukaryota, Fungi, Basidiomycota, Agaricomycetes, Sebacinales, Serendipitaceae.
AUGUCUGGCAAUCUUGCUGAUAUUGGGCUCAUCGGCCUCGCCGUCAUGGGCCAAAAUCUUAUCCUGAAUAUGAACGACAAGGGCUUCACUGUCUGCGCGUUCAACCGCACAACCUCAAAGGUCGAUCACUUCCUUCAAAACGAAGCCAAAGGCACAAAGGUUAUCGGAGCCUACUCCGUCGAGGAGCUCUGUGCCAAACUCAAGAAGCCGCGCAGAAUCAUCCUGCUCGUCAAAGCGGGCUCUGCAGUCGACGAUUUCAUCAAGGCCCUCAUUCCUCACCUCGAACAGGGUGAUAUCAUCAUUGACGGUGGCAAUUCGCACUUCCCCGACUCGAUUCGCCGUGCAAAGGAGCUCGAGGCAAAGGGUCUCCUCUUUGUCGGUUCUGGCGUCUCUGGUGGUGAAGAAGGUGCUCGAUAUGGUCCCUCCCUCAUGCCCGGUGGCAGCCCCGCCGCUUGGCCACACAUCCAGGAAAUCUUCCAAAAGACGGCUGCUCAAGUCAACGGUGAGCCCUGCUGUGAUUGGGUGGGUGAGAACGGUUCCGGUCACUACGUCAAAAUGGUCCACAACGGUAUCGAAUAUGGAGACAUGCAGCUCAUCGCCGAAGCCUAUGACAUUCUUAAGCGUGGUCUCGGACUGGAAGAAUCAGAGAUUGCCGACAUCUUUGCUCGAUGGAACAAGGGUGUCCUAGAUUCGUUCCUGAUCGAAAUUACUGCCAACAUUCUCAAAUUCAACGACGAUGAUGGCCAGCCGAUCGUCACAAAGAUUCUCGACCAAGCAGGUCAAAAGGGAACAGGUAAAUGGACGGCACAGGCGGCGUUGGAUGCGGGUAUGCCCGUUACGCUCAUCGGCGAGGCCGUCUUUGCUCGUUGCCUCUCCGCCAUCAAGAAUGAGCGUACGCGUGCCAGCAAGGUUCUCGCCGGUCCUCAAAAGGAGCCCUUCCGUGGUGACAAGCAACAAUUCAUCGACGAUCUCGAGCAGGCUCUGUACGCCUCGAAGAUCAUCUCGUACACUCAGGGCUUUAUCCUCUUCCGUCAGGCCGCCAAGGAGUAUGGAUGGAACUUGAACUAUGCCGGUAUUGCCCGUAUGUGGCGCGGUGGAUGCAUCAUCAAGAGUGUGUUCCUUGGUGACAUCACUAAUGCCUAUACAAAGAACCACGACCUCGAGAGCUUGCUGUUCGAUGACUUCUUCUUGAAGGCUAUCCACAAGGCUCAGCCCGGAUGGAGGCGUGUGUGCGCCCAAGCAACACUAUGGGGUGUUCCUAUCCCCGCAUUCUCGUCGGCAUUGUCCUUCUUUGACGGUUACAGGAGUGAAGUCGUUCCAGCCAACUUGCUUCAAGCUCAGCGUGACUACUUUGGCGCGCACACAUUCCGUGUUCUGCCUGGAAAGGAGAAUGAGCGCCUUGUUGCCAACGAGGAUAUCCACAUCAACUGGACUGGUCGUGGAGGAACGACUGCUUCGACGUCGUACGUUGUCUAG